GAAUGAGCAAGCUGUCGGCGGCGGAUACCGGGAAGGGCGAUAUGACCGAUUGGAUGGCAGACAUUUAUGAGGCCAAAAUGCAGAAAGCCAAGGCCGAGUUGGAGGAGAAGCAAGCUAAGGACGCGGCUAGGGCGUCAGGGAAGAAGAAGGGGACGACUCUGUCCCAGCUGAAGAAGAGAGCUGUGCCAGCUGGCUCGGAGACUCCGAGUACCUUCAAGAAGCCAAAACCCCUACCCCGCCGUCUCGUGAAGAAAGACGAGUCGAAGGUUGCUGAGGGGGGAUGCCCUGAUGACGAAGAGAUGGGCGUGGACAAGCCGUCUCUGGUGGUGGACUUGGUGUCCAAAUCGAGGUCCGGUGGGCAUCCGGACGAGCUGGAGGACCCUCUUUCUGGAAUCCCGGCCGACGUCCGCUCUCAGAUACCUGCGGAGGUGGCCCGCCGAGCUAGGUCUUCGGGCGCCAAAGACAAAGGGAAGGAUGCAGCUGCUGCUGAUGACGAGAACGUACCUGCUACUCCCCACUAUUCGUCAAAGGAUAGGGUGGCUAUAUGCCGCAAGGUUUUUAAGGCCGUCCCCGCAGAGUAUGUUGCUUCUCUUCCUGGCCGCAAGACUGACGCCCAGUUUGGUGCGAUCCAGGCCACUCUUCUCGACUUGUUCUGCCGCAUGGAGUUCUGCAAGAGUUGGAACACUCGCACUGCUGAGGAGCUCAAAGCUCAGGUGGCUGAGUCCACCCACCAUGGCGACUAUGCGUUCAAAUCCAUUGAAGAGGUCCGCCUGCAGAUGCAGACGACCAUAGACCUUCAAGCAAAGGAGGUAGCUGCGUUGAGAUCUGACAAGGCCGAGCUGCUUAAGAAGAUCUUGGCGCAGGAUAAAGACAUGGUGGCAAUGGUCGAGGAGGCCAAGACAGCGGCGGCGGAAAUACGGACGCUUCAGGACCAGUUGCGGGAGUACCCUCAGGUCAAAGAGGCGGCUGAGGAGGCCGAGCAUCUUCGUGGGGAGCUAGAGACGGCCAGAUCGCAAGUUCGCACCUUGCGUGAGCGUCUCCUAGAAUCCUAUGAUCAGGGGGAACAAGCGACCAAGGACGCUGUUAAGCACGCCUGGGAGAGCCACAUGUCAGAGUAUGAUCUUGUGUGGUUCCAGCGGCGAAUGGAACAUAGUUCCGCUGUGUUGGCUGCUGAACGUCUUGGUCAGCCGCCCCCUGAGUUUGUAUCCUCCGAUGACGAGGACGAUGCGGCCGCUCCCUGAUUUGCUUCCUUGUGUAUUAUUCCAGCAAAAAUUUAUUCAAGUGUUCUCAUGCCUAAGGGCAAAAACAAUUAUUUUGUUAUGUUUUGGCGCCGCUGGCGUCUGUACCAUCGUGCCUGCUGAGCACUCAACAAUUUGU
Molecule: messenger RNA, 1377 nt
Organism: Spinacia oleracea (spinach)
Lineage: Eukaryota; Viridiplantae; Streptophyta; Magnoliopsida; Caryophyllales; Amaranthaceae
Exons: 4
Coding region: 3-1241 (412 amino acids)
Source: RefSeq, a predicted model, not a curated record